Carlito syrichta (Philippine tarsier) is the source of this 1821-nucleotide messenger RNA. It is a transcript of the gene RCAN3, whose product is annotated as RCAN family member 3. Gene Ontology annotation, molecular function: calcium-dependent protein serine/threonine phosphatase regulator activity; nucleic acid binding. Gene Ontology annotation, biological process: calcium-mediated signaling. The record is from RefSeq and is a predicted model, not a curated record. The transcript is spliced from 5 exons. The coding region runs from base 54 to 827 and encodes 257 amino acids. Gene Ontology annotation, cellular component: cytoplasm; nucleus. NCBI's taxonomy places the organism in Eukaryota, Metazoa, Chordata, Mammalia, Primates, Tarsiidae.
CCUGACAGACAUCCUGAACUUUACAGACAGAAAAUACCUGCUGUUAGGGAAUAAUGCUAAGGGACACUAUGAAAUCUUGGAAUGACAGCCAGUCAGAUCUGUGUAGCAGUGACCAAGAGGAGGAAGAGGAGAUGGUUUUUGGUGAAAAUGAAGAUGAUCUGGAGGAGAUGAUGGAUCUAAGCGACCUGCCUACCUCGCUCUUUGCGUGCAGCGUCCACGAAGCCGUGUUUGAGGUGCAAGAGCAGAAGGGGUUUUCUUUUUCCAUUCUCUUUUCCCUGCUGCUCCCCAACUCGCAGGAAAGAUUUGAAGCACUCUUCACCAUCUAUGACGACCAAGUUACGUUUCAAUUAUUCAAAAGCUUUCGAAGAGUCAGGAUAAAUUUCAGCAAGCCUGAAGCAGCUGCAAGAGCUCGAAUAGAACUCCAUGAAACAGACUUCAAUGGGCAGAAACUGAAGCUGUAUUUUGCACAGGUGCAGGUGUCCAGUGAAGCCCGGGACAAGUCGUACCUCCUGCCACCACAGCCUGCCAGACAGUUCCUCAUCUCACCGCCCGCCUCCCCACCCGUGGGCUGGAAGCAGAGUGAGGAUGCAAUGCCUGUUAUAAAUUACGAUUUACUCUGUGCUGUUUCCAAAUUGGGACCAGGAGAGAAAUACGAACUUCAUGCAGGAACUGAGUCGACACCUAGCGUGGUGGUUCAUGUCUGUGAAAGUGAAACAGAAGAGGAAGAAGAGACAAAAAACCCGAAACAGAAGAUUACCCAGACAAGGCGUCCCGAACCUCCAACCGCAGCACUGAACGAGCCCCGGACCUUCAACUGUACCCUUUGAGGCCCUUGGUUGUGGCACAGGGUGGCUGCCCUGGUGGCUGAAGCCCUGGAGAUCUGCCCUGCUGCUGAUGCGACACUGCUGACAGUGUAGGUGAGACUGAGCAGAGGUGCAGUGUUUUCACACCAUGCCUGUCCUGCAGACGGGGUAGUGUAGAGCAGCAGCUGAUUUUACCUGUUCAAAAUGUCAAGUGAUAUUCUAAAUGGCACUUGAAAUUCAAGGGUAAGCCCCCAAGAUGUGGCAACUCUUGACCAUUUUUAAACAGUAGGAAAUUAGGAAAAUGGCUCCCCUUGCCCAGGAAGUGCCAGUUCCUGCUUCGUAUGGAGUAGGGUAUCAAGAUCUGGAACUGCAGUCAUCACUGCAGUACUGUUUCCAUGAAUUUAAGUGUGGUCUUUCCAUUUUAAUAAUCUGGUGUGGGUAUUUUUGUACCGCUAUAAUAGCUUCUCACAUAUUGAUCAGAGGUGGUUAUUCAGUAUAAAUGAAACUGGGGGCAUGAAAAGAAACCUGAAAUAGAGAAUAAUUUCUAGAAAUAAUUUUUCUCAAGUGUUUGUUUCAUUAGUUUUGGGGAAGAAAUGCCAAAUCCACCUUGAUAUAUUAGAGUCCAGUGGCACAGAUCUGUGCAGAUUGGCCUCUUCCCUGUUCCUUCUUCUUGGAAGUUGGGGGAAGGUGACACGCAGGCCACCGUUCUAAUGCAGCAUCCCUGCAGACGUAGGCUGCCCAGGAAGGACCUGAGAAGUGGAACAUAUCACCAGGAAGCUUGAAGGAUGAUGACUUCAGGUGGCUAUUGCAUUCUGCCAUUUUGACCCUUAUGUAGCCUAUAGACCACCAAACGGUCUUCACUCACCAGUUUUUGUCCUGCUACCUUUUCCAAUAUUGUGUUAGCCACUAAUUCUUGAGCUUUUCUAUGCAAUUCAUAUGUUUGUGUAUGUCAUUUAUAGACUUUAAAUUAGAAAAGAUAGGCUGGGCACUGUGGCUCACACCUGUAAUCCCAGCACUU